Molecule: messenger RNA, 3839 nt
Organism: Coffea eugenioides
Lineage: Eukaryota; Viridiplantae; Streptophyta; Magnoliopsida; Gentianales; Rubiaceae
Product: protein ALWAYS EARLY 3
Exons: 22
Coding region: 273-3665 (1130 amino acids)
Biological process (GO): regulation of cell cycle; DNA-templated transcription; regulation of transcription by RNA polymerase II
Cellular component (GO): nucleoplasm; transcription repressor complex
Molecular function (GO): DNA binding
Source: RefSeq, a predicted model, not a curated record
AUUCUCUCUCUCCUUCCUUUCUUCUUCUCAUUCUUCAUCUUCCCCGCCCCAAUUCUUCUAAUCCUCUACAGCCGACACCAUCUUCGAUUCCCUCCAAUCACCCCUCCUUCUUGUUCCAAUGCGUUGAAUUUCACUCCAAUUUCAAAUCAAGCAGCCUGCAUCGUUGCUGCCAAUUUCUCUGAUUUUUGGCUCUAUUUCGCGAGGUUUGCCCGAUCGCUGUGCGUAUUUUAGUUUGGAUGAUAACUUUCUUUUGGUGACUCAAGAAUUUUCUUAUGGCUCCAGCAAGAAAGUCUAGAAGUGUCAAUAAACGUCAUUUGUCGAUCAAUGAGGUUUCUCCUAUUAAAGGUUCCAGUAAUGGUAGAAGAAAUAGUAAGCGGAAGCGAAAACCAACUAACAAGCUUGGGCCUCAAUGGAGCAAGGAAGAGAUAACUCGUUUUUAUGAAGCAUAUCGGAAGUAUGGUCAAGACUUUAAAAAGGUGGCUGCUGCUGUGAGAAAUCGCUCUGUUGACAUGGUGGACGCCCUGUUCUCAAUGAAUAGGGCUUACUUAGCUCUUCCAGAAGGGACUGCUUCAGUAAUUGGGCUGGUUGCAAUGAUGACAGACUACUACAGCAAUUUGGCAAUAACUGACAGCGAACAAGAAAGCAAUGAUGGUGCUGGAGCAUCUCGAAAAGCUCAAAGGCACACUGAGGGAAAAGGUCAGCCUAGUACCACCAAAGCAUCUGAUGGACAUUUUUCUCGUUCCCCAACUGUAACAGCAGGCUAUGGUUUCCAAUCAUUGCUGAAGAAGAAGCGGUCAGGAGGAAGCAGAGCUCGUGCUGUGGGGAAAAGGACACCACGGGUCCCUGUUGCGUACUCUUAUGAAAACAACAAGGGGGAGAAGUUCUUUUCAACUACCAGGCGGGGUGAUGAUGAUGUUGCUCAUGAGAUAGCGUUGGCUUUGACAGAGGCUUCACAAAGAGGUGGUUCUCCCCAGGUUUCUCAAACACCAAGCAGAAGAACAGAAAGUGUUAUGUCAUCUCCUGCUCGGAAUGCAGAAACCAGGCGUGCUGAACUCAAAAUGGCUAAUUACAAGCAUGUAGAAAGUGAUGUGGAUGAAGAAGAAUUAGAGGGUAGUAUGGAAGCUGACACUGGAGAACUAUCAAGGUACAAAACUUAUUUAAAGCAAACUGGACGUGUUGGUAGUUUGGUCCCGAAAGGAAGAAGAUUCGAUGGAAAGAGGCUAGAUGUUGAUGAUAGCAGUGACAAUCAUUUGGAAGACACAAGGGAAGCAUGUAGUGGGACGGAAGAAGGUCAACGAUUUGGUGCAGCGAGAUAUGCAGAUGCUAGAAAUUCCAAGUCGUCUUACCAAGGUCCAAGGAAGAGGAGUAAAAAGGUUCUUUUCAGAAGAGAUGAAGAUUCUGCAUUUGAUGCCUUGCAAACUUUGGCUGAUUUAUCCUUGAUGUUGCCAGCAGAAGCAAAUGAAGAUGAGUCGAUGGUGGAAAUUAAAGAUGAACAUGUUGAUCAUGUGGAUGAAUCUGGUUCAUUAGAGGCAAUACCUGCACCACAUCAGAGGGACAAGCGUAGAUCUUCAGGGCAGAAAAUAAAAGGAGAUCAAUCAACGAUGGCUAGACUGGAAAUGGCUUCUACCAAAAUUCCAAAAUCGGGAAAGAUGUCUCUUUAUGAUGUUAGUGUUGUUCCUGAAGUGAAAGACGAAGUUUACCCCUCUAAAUCUAUUCGCAAGAAACCAAAGAUACUGACAUCUAAGAUCCGGAAGUCCGAAACUCAUGUGAAUAGUCAACUGAGUGAGCCUCAGGAGGCUGAGACUAGAGAUUUGGGGAAGAUGAUUAAGAACAAGAAAUCUUCUCACAGUUCUUCACCAAAAUUGGUAAAAAAUGUUGAACAUUCUUCUAGUGCUGAUCCAAGAAUAGAGGGAAGUGAUUCCGCUCAAUCAACCAUACAGGCCCCUCCUGCAAACCAAGUUAACUUGCUAACCAGAGUAAGGAGCAGGCGCAAGAGGGACCUGAACAAACCGCAAAUUCAGAAAGAUUUGAAGCUUUCAGAGAAAAUUUCAAAUGACAGGUCUAAUGUACCUUUAGCCUCAGUUAAUGAUACGGCAUUUAGUGUUAAGGGAAAACUUGCCAAUUGCUUAUCUAAUCACCGACUAAGGAGAUGGUGUGCAUAUGAAUGGUUUUACAAUGCUAUUGAUUACCCUUGGUUUGCUAAAAGAGAGUUUGUGGAGUAUCUGUAUCAUGUUGGAUUGGGCCAUGUUCCAAGGCUAACUCGUGUAGAGUGGGGUGUGAUAAGGAGUUCACUGGGAAAACCUCGGCGUUUUUCUCAACAGUUUUUGAAGGAAGAAAAGGAGAAACUUAAUAAAUAUAGGGAUUCUGUAAGGACCCAUUACACUGAAUUGCGCAAAGGUAUCAGAGAAGGACUCCCGACAGAUCUUGCUAGACCUUUGACAGUUGGCCAACGUGUUAUAGCUAUCCACCCAAAAACAAGAGAAAUUCAUGAUGGUAGUGUGCUAACAGUUGAUCACUCCAGGUGCCGGGUUCAAUUUGACCGUCCCGAGCUGGGUGUUGAAUUUGUUAUGGAUGUUGAUUGCAUGCCCUUAGAUCCUAUGGAAAAUAUCCCCACAAUGCUUGCAAGGCACAUUGCCGUUGAUAAGUUUUUUGAGAACUACAAUGAGCUGAGGAUGAAUGAACAAGCAAAAGAGUACAUAAAAAUUUCAUCUGGUGACAACGUGGAGAACAUCAAUGGGCUUUCUAAUUUGUCUUCAUCAACUUACCCUGUAACUAAUCUAUUAAAGCAGACAAAGGUGGCACCAGAAGAUGCCAAUUUGCAGACUAGGGCUGUACAGAUGGAAACACCCACUCACACAUAUUCUCAGCCUUGUAUACCUGCUCAAGUUCAGGCGAAGGAAGCUGAUGUUCAGGCUCUUGCUCAGCUUACCCGUGCUCUGGAUAAAAAGGAAGCGGUAGUUUCAGAGUUGAAGCGUAUGAAUGAUGAUGUAGUGGAAAAUUGCUCACUUAAGGAGUCAGAGUCUUUUAAAAAGCAAUAUGCGGCAGUUCUUGUACAGUUACACGAAGUAAAUGAACAGGUUUCUUCUGCUUUGAUUUGCUUGCGACAGAGGAAUACAUAUCAAGGAAACAUUUCACUUGGAUGGCCAAGACCAGUAGCCAAUUUGGGUGAUCCUGGUUCCAUGUUGAGCUCUUUGGAUCGCUCUACCAGCCAGUCGCAGGAUUCUGGAUCUCAUAUCAGUGAAAUUAUUGAAAGUUCAAGGAAAAAAGCAAGAUCCAUGGUAGAUGUAGCAUUGCAGGCCAUGUCCUCGCUUAAAGGUAGGGAGAAUACAUUUGAGAAGAUUGAGGAGGCUAUUGAUUAUGUAAAUGAGCAGCUUCCUUCAGAUGAUUCCUCUGUUCCAGCUGCUCCCGAUCCUAACCUGAAAAAUGCGACAGACAGGAAUGAGGCACAAAUCCCUUCGGAGCUUAUCACUCAAUGUGUAGCUACUCUGCUUAUGAUUCAGAAAUGUACAGAGAGGCAGUUUCCACCAGCCGAUGUGGCUCAAAUAUUGGAUUCUGCAGUUACAAGCUUGAAGCCUUGCUGCCCACAAAACCUUCCAGUUUAUACAGAAAUACAGAAGUGCAUGGGAAUUGUCAGGAACCAAAUAUUGGCGCUUAUACCUACUUAGCCAAUAAAACUUGGAAGUAUAUAUUUUUUUUCUUGUCUGCAAUGUAGAUAAUUGAUUUGAUUGCCAUCUUAGCUUCUAAGGCUGCCAUGACAAGUGUUCUCUUUGUAUCCAACUAACAUCAAUGGAAUGAGUUAUCACUUCCAUUAUAGGUCAUCUAUCUUCAAAUUCAUGAUA